UCGACUUUUAUCGAAGAAAAGAAAAGACGAAAUUCUUUGACUCGAAAUGAAGAUUCGAUUCGAUACAGUUUCAUCGGACUAAUACUGUUGGUGGAGGCUUGUUUAUUGAUUAAAGGUGAGAAAUGCUGGAUGGGUAUGAAUUGCGACGGACAACCUACUUGGAGAGAAGUUAAUAUGGGAGGACAGUGCCCAAAAGAAGAAGAGAAGGCUUUGGAAGCUUUGACGGAACGAUUAGACGGGAUGGAAAGUAGGCUCCAUCAAAUAAAAAAGACGCUGGAAGAAUCAGAGACAAACUCAGUGUCGCCGUCUGUUGACGAUGUCAAAGAAACGACCCCUCCCCUCGGAUACAAAGACAAGAAAACUUCUAAGGCCCGUACUUCAAUCGUUCCUGCUACAACCCCGUGGUCAACUAAGGAAGCUUUUCUCUCUACUGUGCUCCCACAAACAACAAAAGUCGAACAGAGUACAGUACGUACCUGCCCAGAACCCAAAGCUCCAGACAACGGGACUGUAGACACCGCAACUGCCUUAGAGGUUAAUCAGACUAUCAAAUACUCAUGCAAUGCUGGAUACGUUCUUCAAGGAUCAAACAUAGGAAAAUGCGGAGAAAAUGGAACCUGGGGUGAAGUGCCCACUUGCGUAGAAUGCGGAUUUGUCUAUAAUCUGAAAUGUUUUCGAGUGGUCACUUAUGACGCGCAAAACGUCACAUUCAGUAUGGCUGAAUCUCUUUGCAAAAACAAACUGGCUAACAUUUAUGACGUCACACACCACAACAUGGUUCGAGAUUAUUUACGAUCAAUGAUUACUGAUGGAAGGGCAUACAUUGAGAUUCGUACGGGAAUGACUUACAAUCACUCGAACGGUCAGCUGUAUUCAGCAACAGGCCAAGCUAUGUCUUUGCCAAGUGAGGUUUGGUAUCAUAAUUAUCCACUUUCCUAUUCAUCGCACACAUCUGUUGUUGUUCGUGUCGAUCGAGACCCGGAAAUUAGCUAUCAAGCUAUCAUUUUUAAUUAUCCUCCUUCCAGUAAAUAUGACGGAGCCAUCUGUGAAAAUGAAAUAUAACUCUGUCCACUGAAUGAUUGAUUGACAAAAACUGUAGAAUUACUUGAGUUUAAGAGUAAUUGUAUUCACCUUCGUAGCUUAAAUGAAACUUUAAAUUACUUUUUCCAUAGUUGAACAAGCUCCACACAAUCAAUUCCACUGAAUUCAAACCUGAGGCCUGUAUGUUGAGCCGAUGCGAUUUGAUGCUCACAUAUUCAAAUUGUCUGUCGGGCUUUUCUUGGGUAGG
Molecule: messenger RNA, 1288 nt
Organism: Styela clava
Lineage: Eukaryota; Metazoa; Chordata; Ascidiacea; Stolidobranchia; Styelidae
Source: RefSeq, a predicted model, not a curated record